Molecule: messenger RNA, 708 nt
Organism: Lodderomyces orthopsilosis Co 90-125
Lineage: Eukaryota; Fungi; Ascomycota; Pichiomycetes; Serinales; Debaryomycetaceae
Exons: 1
Coding region: 1-708 (235 amino acids)
Cellular component (GO): mitochondrion; cytoplasm
Source: RefSeq, a predicted model, not a curated record
AUGGCACCCAUAUCGACACCCCAAGACCCAGAUGUCGGAAUCUUUCAUCCAAAGGUUAUUGCCCUCUCAUUAGGGAUUACAGCAACUGCAUACCUUUCAUACAGAUUUUACAGGCGAUAUCUAAAGCCUGUGCGUUCAAUUUUAGACCUUACCCCAGAAAGACUUGAGUACAACCACAAAUUAUAUGGCUAUGUUACGCGAGUUGGUGAUGGGGAUAAUUUUAGGUUUUUUCAUACACCAGGUGGGGUCUUUGGUGGAUGGGGGUGGCUCAAAUCUGUACCAAAGAACAGUAAGAUUCUAAAAAAUGAGACAUUGAUGAUUCGAUUGUGUGGAGUUGAUGCCCCAGAACGAGCGCAUUUCGGAAAACCAGCACAGCCAUAUAGUGAAGAUGCAUUGCAAUGGUUGAAAUCUUAUAUAUUAGGAAGAUAUGUGGUGGUCACGCCGUACCUGGUGGAUCAAUACAAGAGAAUUGUUGGAAGAUGUCAAGUAUGGAAAUGGACAGGUAAGAAAGACGUUUCGGCUGAGAUGUUGAAACAUGGCAUGGCUAUAGUUUACGAAGGGAAAGUUGGAGCAGAGUUUGGGGGUAAUGAAGAUUGGUAUAAGCGACUAGAAAAAAGAGCCAAGCUUCUUAGACGUGGCGUGUGGGCUUUAGGAUCCAAGAUGUUGACUCCUGGGAACUAUAAAAAAACCUACUACCGAGGAGAUUAA